AUGGGAAUCCACAAGAAGGGUGAUAUUGUAGACAUCAAGGGAAUGGUCGCUGUUCAAAAAGGAACAACCCCUAAGUGUUACCACGGCAAACCUGGAAGAGUCUGCAGUGUCACCCAGCAUGCCAUGGGCAUCAUUGUAAACACGCAAGUUAAGGGCAAGCUUCUGGCCAAGAGGAUCAGUGUGAGGAUUGAGCAAAUCAAGCAAUUGAGGAGCAGAGAUGGCUUCCUGAAGCAGGUGCAGGAGAACGAUCAGAAGAAAAAGGAAGCCAAAGAGAAGGGCACCUGGGUUCCGCUGAAGCGCCAGCCUGUGCCACCCAGAGAAGUGCACUUUGUGAGGACUAACGGAAAAGAGCCUGAGCUGCGGGAGCCCAUUCCAUAUGGUUUCAUGGCCUAA
Rattus norvegicus (Norway rat) is the source of this 393-nucleotide messenger RNA. The record is from RefSeq and is a predicted model, not a curated record. Lineage: Eukaryota; Metazoa; Chordata; Mammalia; Rodentia; Muridae.